GCAAAGUGAUCAAUACCUGUAAAGUUCGCAUAUGUUUGAUGUUCGCAAAACAUUCUAGUAAUGGUAUCGUAUUCAUGCUGUUUCUCUGAGGGUAUCAUUCCUUACUAACAGCUUUUUCUGGCGUGUUCUGGUUAUUUUCAUGCGUGUACACAUGUAGGUAGCGAGUGAUUAUUAAAUUAAAACUAGUAUCAGCAAAAAGUUUGCAAGGAAAUUUCCCAACUGCAAAAUGAAGACAUUCUGGUCUUUUGAAGUACUUUAAUCGUAUAUGGAAGUUCAAAGCACCUUACUCUGUUUGUAUACAAGCAUCAUGAAUGCAAAUAUAGCCACCCUCAUUUCACUUUUAAGACAUAAUUUUGUGUACUUCUGGAAACAUUAGGUGUAGGCCCCCUCCAAUAACUGGCUUUGAAAUUUGAAACAUUAGAUAUGUAAACCUAUGUCACAAGUUUUUCUUUCGACUUGAUUUGAGCUGUUUAAAUAUACCUGAAAAGGAUAAGCCGUGGUGUUUCAGUGAGCUAGCAGUGUAUACCUCAACAGAUAGUAAGAUGACCCUAAGGCAAUUAAAGAUUAUUUUGUUUCUCAUCGCAAUUCAUUUAGUUUCUGUAGCUGCCAGUCAUAGCUGUCCAACAUGGUUUAAAGAGCUUGAACCAGGAAACUGCGUUUGUGAAGUUCAGCUCAGCAGGUUAAACUGUGAUCCGUUGUCGAAAAAUGUUUCAAUAUUUUCAGGAUUUUGUCUGACAAUUAGUGACGAUGGCACUGAAAUUUUCGGAGAUUGCCCGUAUAAUGCCAAUGCUCCCUUGCUCACCUUUUUUACUCUUCCUCAAAAUGUGUCUCAACUAAAUGAGGUGAUGUGUGGGCCUCUGAAUCGCACUGGGGUACUGUGUAGUCAGUGCAAACCAGGACUGGGACCAGCUGUCUUCUCGUACUACAGAGAGUGUAAAGAGUGUUUGGAUUAUCCUUAUGGAUGGAUUCUUUUCUUUGUGAGGCUCUUUGUCUCUCUUACGUUGUUUUGCAUAGUCGUUAUUGCUUUUAGAAUCAAUGUGGCAUCUCCAUACUGUAAUGGAUUGUUAAUAGCAGUUCAAUUACUCAAUAACAUUGUCAGCAAUAACCCAUUCAUUGCAGGCCAGGCUAGUUCCUAUUCAUUCAGCAGUUUCGUUAUUGAUUUGUAUGGCUUUCUCAGCCUUGAUUUCUUCAAUAAUCUUAUACCUUCGUUUUGCAUCAGUGAAGAAAUAAGCAUGCCGGCUAUCCUUGCGUUGGAGUAUCUAGUGGCGCUAUACCCGAUCCUCUUCACAGCAGCUGUAUAUUCAGUUAUUGUAGCACAUGACAGUGGGUGCAGAGUGCUAGUAGUAUGUUGGCGGCCAUUCCACAAAUGUUUUGUGAAGGUGGUAUGGAGACCCUGGGGAUUGAAAGGAUCAGUCAUUAAUGCGUUUUCUACUUUCAUCCUACUCUCCUAUUGCAAAUUUUGUACCAUCUCACUUCGCCUUUCCCAACGAAUUCCUAUGCAUUAUGUGUUUGGGGAUACCAGAAAUAUCAGAGAUGUUCUUUAUUUUGAUGCAAAUUAUGACACACAUUCCAUUGAAUACAAACACUAUCAAGCCCUUGCCUUGUUUGUAGGUGUAAUGAUCACAUUGCCAGCUUUUUUCCUCUUGUUCUACCAGUUUCGGACUGUCCAGAGAUGUCUUCACUAUUGUAGAAUCAGGUGUACCUUACUGCACGAGAUGGCUAACAUACUUCAGGGCUGUUUCAAGAAUGGCACUACCCCAGGUACAAGAGACUAUCGCUGGUUUGCUGGACUCUACUUUCUUCUACGAUUAUUGAUAAUAUUCUUCAUCAACCAACAGUAUCAUCUUCUUGUGUACCUACUUUUAUCUGGUGCAAUGUCUGUAAUAGUGGCUGCACUACGGCCGUACAGGUUAGAGUGGGGUAACAAUCUUGACGUAUUUUUUUGGCUAUUGUUUUUGUUUGCAACUUCAUUCUAUGUCUUCAAUCUAGCGAGGACUGGCAACAUUAUUUGGAAUGGAAUGAUGUAUAUUGUUGUGUGCGUUCCACUACUGUAUUCUGUCUGCCUGUUUGUGUGGAUUAUUGCUGUGUCAGCAUACAAGUGGUGUCGAUCACAGUGCAAGAAGAGGACUGCCCCUGAGCAAGAUGACAAUCAGCUUCCCGAUCGUAUCGUGAAUCCUAACGAGUACACUCCAUUAAUUCCUCCUGUGCAUUAAAUUCUUAUAAAGUACGUAACAAUCAGGCAGUAGUAUUGUGCAAUACUGGUUUCUUGUCUCAGUUGAGUAGUAGAUAUAUAAUUGAGUUUUUUUUUGUAGAUCAAGAUAAAGGUUAUAUACUGUUUUCAGCUUAAUCAUUACGUUCUUAUACUCUAUGGUACGCAAGUUUAAUAGUUAUUCCGA
This is a messenger RNA of Halichondria panicea, 2396 nucleotides long. RefSeq lists its product as uncharacterized. The transcript has a single exon. The record is from RefSeq and is a predicted model, not a curated record. Lineage: Eukaryota; Metazoa; Porifera; Demospongiae; Suberitida; Halichondriidae. Bases 543 to 2213 code for a protein of 556 amino acids.